GGCUGCUGCCCCUGCAGGAGCCAGCAGCCAGCCUCUGCCCGCUCGCUGCCCAGGGGUGUUACCCCGGGGGCUUUCCAGGGCUCACAUCUUCCUAAUUCUCUUUCCCUGGGAGGGGCUGGAGCCCUGCACCCAGCCACGCGUUGCUGCCAGAAAAACUACAAAUACGGAAGGAAGAAGUGCAAAGGUCAGAAGAACAAGAUGUUGGUGCUGUCUAACGACACAGCCCUGAAUUCACUCCUCUCCAAGCUGCUUCAAGACUACAUGCAGCAGACGAAUAGCUCUGCACCUUCCCAGGUCAAAAGUGCCAGCAGCAACCUGGAAAUCAUCUAUGUGCUUCUGAUAGUCGGCCUCUUUGGCUUCUUCACAGUGGGAGUCAUGCUCACCAACAUCCGCGCCAGGAGGCUGGAGGAAUCCCGUGACCCCUACAACACCUACAUUGCCACAGACAUUUGGCACAAGAAGGACAGGGAGUAUUUUCAAGCCAAGCUCAUAGAAAAUUACAAGCUGUGCUGUGUCUUUGAAAAUCAGCUGGCCGUGGAGCAGCCGAGCAUGCAGAUUCCCGAGGCGAAGUCUUCCUAGCAAAACGGGAGAAAGGAUUGUACUUUGCACAGAGACAACCCGAACGAUACCUGGUAUGAACCAGGCUAGCUGCUUGACCAUCUGCAGAGCCGCAGGUGAUGGCCUUGGUCAGGCUGAAUAACCAUGAACUGACGGUGAAGCUGAAGGGUCUGUGAUGGCCCCGGUGCUGCAGAAGUGCCCAGCCACCAGUACCUUGUCGCAAUCACUGCAAGGUCAAGGAGGGGGAGACACUGCGGGAGCAUCAUGGACUCCUCAGCUUCACCUAGCGAUAAAAGCAAAUGUUGGCAUUGCCAGUGUGAACGCUUGCAGUAGUCCAUGUAAUUAAAACCAAAUUGGAUCAAACACAAGCUACAGGCAUUAACAGCCAAGUAUGGUUUAGGCAAUCAUUUUCAAGUAAGACCAGUUUCUUCCAAGAAAAAGUAGCUGAAAUAUUUCAUUUGCAUUUUUGCCCAGCAUAGAAUAACAAUUUUUAAAAUUGUACAGGGCUGUGGAUGACCUAUUUCUUUCAGAAUCAUGCAGCUCUUUGAGAUAAAAUUUUAGAAAAAGAUUCCUACUUUUUUUGCUGAAAACCAUUUCUGUAGAAAAAUGCAGACUUUGGAGGGAAAUGUUUUAGUGUCUGUCCCUAAUUCCUAACAGGUAUCCUAGACCGGUCUUGCCAGCUACUUUUGGUCUUCAUUCUCAUGGAUGGGGAUUCAUCCUGGCAGCAAUUUCCACCCUUGUACAAAGACUCAGCAGCCCACAGGGUCUAUGCCAUGCAAGUGUGUAGUGUUUCAAGAGUUUCAAUCUCAUUUAAUUAUUGCCCUUAUUGACCUAAGUGCUAGCCCUUGGUUGGAAAGUGAAUUGCCACUCUAUGAAGAGCAGUUCCACAAAGCCUCUGAUGUUUAAUCACCCACGCAGCUUGUGUCUGUGCUUAACUUAAAUCCUGUGAGCUCCCUGGAGCAGCCUCCCUCGGUACAGCUCUUUAUCUGUCACAGUACCCAACACGAGGUGGGUGCCAGCAAGGUUUUCCUACCCUUGUCCUCCUUACCCGCUCCUUCGGCCAGCUCUGUCUGCUGAGCCACGGGGGGGAGGCGGGAGCCGAACUCGGCUUCUCCGGCAGCAGCGAUCAGCUGCCUCUAUUGAAAGAGAGAAAUAUGGCUCCCCAGGACAUUGUGUUACUUAGAAUAGCAACCUCACCAUCUUGAAGCCUGUUUUCUUGUUUGGGAUCAAAGAAGCAUUAGGCUGGGCAGGAGGGUUUUUUUAUUUCUGCUCUGCAGAGGCACAUCCCAUUUUUAGCUGCUGGAGAGGAAAGAGAAGCGGGAAAGGCUUGAAAGAAAGUCGUGCGGAGCAGCCACUUCAAAGGCAAGGCGAGGGCAGAGCCGGGGCAGAUGGCUACCCACCUAUUUGGAGGGGCAAGCGAUACACAUCGCAGCACAUCCCCUUUCCAUGCAUAGGUACUUCUUUAGCACUGCACUUUGAUUAAAGUGAUAUUCUAGCCAUGUUUGUAUUCCCAUUUUUUAAAGAUAUUUAUAUGGUGUCCACCAUUAAGCUGAGGACAAGAUACAUAUUUUCAGUGUCUUGAACAGCUUGGAAAAAUCCCCAUCAGCUUAAUUAUCUGAGUCACUUUUUCCUCUAGAGGAAUGUAAACUAAAGCCAGGCUUUGGAAAAAUGUUGAUUUCUCAGCUUGGGCACUGCUCUUUUGGGAUCUCACCCUGCAGUCUGUUCAUUGCUUGCAUUUCCCGCCUGCUGUGAGAGUGCAAAUGCUCUUGCUUGCUGGUUCUCCAGAGGCAAGCAUUGCUGAUAAUGUUUAAACUUGCAUGAAAGAUGGCCUUUAAUUACAGUAAAACCUUCAAACAUUAAGCUUGUCGAAAGGGCUCCCUCCUGCAGCUCCCCCUCCACCCCAAUUUUAUUUUUUUUCAGGUAUUUUGGGUCUAGGCACUUGCUGGUCACCUUCUUUUGAUAGCCUCAACGUAGGUCUUUGACAAGGGUGAUUGUCAGCGUUAGAUGGCUUCCACUUUUUUUUUUUCCUGAGCUCUGCCAUUUUAUUUAUUUAAAAAAGAGGGGAAUAAAUGUGCCUUAGUCAUAACGCUUUCCUGUGCCACCACGCUACAAAUCACCCUUCAGCGGCAGUUGUGGACUCCCACUGUGGCCUUUCACGCUACCUUUCAGUCUUGUAGUUCUCCUUUUUCCCCUGUUUUUUCACUUGUA
Messenger RNA from Chroicocephalus ridibundus (black-headed gull), 2766 nucleotides. It is a transcript of the gene KCNE1, whose product is annotated as potassium voltage-gated channel subfamily E regulatory subunit 1. Bases 199 to 579 code for a protein of 126 amino acids. The transcript has 2 exons. Gene Ontology annotation, molecular function: potassium channel regulator activity; transmembrane transporter binding; delayed rectifier potassium channel activity. NCBI's taxonomy places the organism in Eukaryota, Metazoa, Chordata, Aves, Charadriiformes, Laridae. The record is from RefSeq and is a predicted model, not a curated record. Gene Ontology annotation, cellular component: membrane. Gene Ontology annotation, biological process: regulation of heart rate by cardiac conduction; potassium ion export across plasma membrane; ventricular cardiac muscle cell action potential.